Messenger RNA from Motacilla alba alba, 6270 nucleotides. It is a transcript of the gene TBC1D24, whose product is annotated as TBC1 domain family member 24. The coding region runs from base 679 to 2427 and encodes 582 amino acids. The transcript is spliced from 11 exons. NCBI's taxonomy places the organism in Eukaryota, Metazoa, Chordata, Aves, Passeriformes, Motacillidae. The record is from RefSeq and is a predicted model, not a curated record.
CCCGUCCCACCGCUGCCGCGCCCUCUGCGCAGGCGCGGGGCCGCUCGCCACCGCCCCCCCCCUCCGCCCCCCCACCCCGGUCCCGCCGGACGCGGCCCGGAGCGGCGGAGAGCGGUGGAGAAUUACAGAAAAAUGUUCACUUCCCUGGAGCUGACAUUGGCUCUGCGAUGGACUGGUGUCCUGCUGUUACCGGAUCUCCAGGAAACACACGCUGAGCUCACACUGAGACCCCACAGCUGAACAGUUUUUCUUGCAGUGGAAAAUUCUGAGACUUUUUUUCUACUGGCAACAUCUGCUGACUUGUUUGCCUGUGCUAUCUUUCUGCUUGGUAAAAACAUCUUCUUGUUUGAGGUGGGUUUAUCCUUUGCUCUAAGUCAUAAAAACCCCCUUCUAACUAACAUACCCUUUGCCUCCUUGGUUGGCCAGUAAGACUGGCUCAGCAAUUCUUUUCUUCUAUAUCAAAACUUGCUUUCAUUUCUAUUCCUUCUUCAGAUUCUACGUUCAAAAAUCUUUCUGCCAAACAUAUGUAUCUGUGAGUCUUUCUUGUCAAACUUUCAUCCUUCCCAACAGGGACUUCCAGCAUGUGAUUCCAAAACACCCAGAAAAAUCCAAGAGUCCAUCAAUGACUAACUAAAGUCUCUGUUUUCAUAAUUUAUGUGAUUUGCUUCUCGUGGAGCCAUGGAUGAAUACAGCCGUUUUGUGGACUGGGACAAAAUGGAUGUGAGUGCCCAGAGCCAGGAUACGAAAGAGCUCACCUGCACAGACUUACAGGAGCUUAAGCAGCUUGCCCGGCAGGGCUAUUGGGCCAAAAACCACUCUCUGAGAGCCAAAGUGUACCACAAACUCAUCAGCAAUAUCCCAUGCCGUACAGUGACCCCAGAUGCAAACGUGUACCGGGACAUUGUGGUGAAGAUCAUAGGAAAACGCAACAGCAGCUCCCUUCCACUGCCGGAGUUCGUGGACAACAGCCUGAUCCCCACGUACUGCCUGAACGCGGAGGGCGUCGGGGCCGUCAGGAAGAUCAUUCUGUGCAUUGCCAAUCAAUUCCCGGACAUCUCGUUCUGCCCAGCACUGCCCUCAGUGAUCGCACUGCUCCUGCACUACAGCAAGGACGAGGCUGAGUGCUUCGAGCAGGUCUGUCGCAUCCUGGCUUGCAAUGACCCGUCAAAGCGGCUCAUUGACCAGACCUUCCUGGCCUUCGAGUCCUCCUGCAUGACCUUCGGGGACCUGGUGAACAAGUACUGCCAGGCGGCCCACAAGCUGAUGGUGGCAGUGUCCGAGGAUGUGCUGGAGGUGUACUCAGACUGGCAGCGGUGGCUCUUCGGAGAGCUCCCCAUGGCAUACAUUGCGCGGAUCUUUGACGUCUUCCUGGUGGAAGGGUACAAAGUUCUCUAUCGUGUCGCACUGGCUCUUCUGAAAUUCUUUCACAAAGUCAGAGCUGGGCAGCCCAUGGAGUCUGACAGCAUCCAGCAGGACAUUCGAGCCUUUGUGAGGGAUAUCGCCAAGUCGGUGUCCCCAGAGAGGCUCCUGGAAAAAGCCUUUGCUAUCCGCCUUUUCUCUCGGAAGGAGAUCCAGCUCCUGCAGAUGGCCAAUGAGAAGGCUUUGCAGCAGAAGGGCAUCACGGUCAAACAGAAAAGUCUUGCACCUCCCAAAAGGGAGCGAGCUAAGGUAUCCAGAUCCAUGCAGAUGUACAGUAUUGAGGACCCCUUCAUGAUCAUGAAAAAUGUGCACUUGGCAGUUCAUGCUGAGAACUUCAAAUCAGAAAUUGUCAGUGUGAAGGAGAUGCGGGAUAUCUGGUCAUGGAUCCCAGAGCGAUUUGCACUGUGCCAGCCCCUUCUGCUUUUCACCACCUUGGAACAUGGCUGUAGUCUGAGCAGGUUCUAUUCCCACAGCGAGGGACACGAACCAACUCUGCUCCUCAUCAAGACAACAGCGAAGGAGGUCUGUGGGGCUUACCUGUCCACUGACUGGAGUGAGCGCCGGCGAGGAGGGAACAAGCUGAGUUUCUUUGGAACAGGGGAGUGCUUUGUGUUUAGGCUGCAGCCAGAAGUGGAACGCUAUGAGUGGGUGAUCAUAAAACACCCAGAAUUAGCCUCAGCUGGAUCAGAGACAGAAAACCAUGCUCAACCAGCUUCUAGCACCCUUUCCUCCAGCAGCAUCCCCUCAGAUCCUUCAGAUCGCCUUUCUCCCUUCUUAGCAGCUAGGCACUUCAACUUGCCUUCCAAAACAGCCUCCAUGUUCAUGGCUGGCAGCAGUGAGUGCAUCAUUGUAGGAGGUGGUGAUGGCCAGGCUCUGUACCUUGAUGCAGAUCUGAACCACGGGAGAACCAGCCACUGCAACACUUUCAAUAACCAGCCACUGUGUUCUGAUAGCUUCCAGAUCUCCAUUCUGGAGGUGUGGGGCUUCAGGGACACCAUGAAUGGUUGAUGUGACUAUCAUUAAUCAGCUAGUUUUUCUGUUGUCCAAGGUAAAUUCUGAUACAGGAGCUAAGUUAAAACGUCCUUUCUGCUGAGCUCAGUGCUGUGAGUCAUUCCUCAUCAAGUGGUGCACUUGGAUGCAGGCCUAGUCGUUUACUCUUAUUUUAUUUAAGACAUGUCAAGGUGAAGUAAUGUGUCUGGUUUACUGUUUGUUCCUUUACCUCUAGAGAUCUGUAUUCAGGGACUGUUGGUAAAAAGGAAAAUGUGAUGAGUUCAGAGCCAUGCUAGAUGGAUACAGGUCCUAAUCAUGGGAUAGGUUUGAGUCCACAGUUCCUUGGAGGCAUAGCCCUGGCUGAGCUGUGUUGCAGAGCUCUGAGCCACUGGCACCAGUACCUGGCCUGAGCCAGGAAUAUCAAAUGUCUCCUCACAGGGAGCACUGGUGACCUCAGAUCUGACAGAGAAGAGUAAUUCAUAAAAUCGCUGCCCUCCUAUGAGCAGAUGUUGUACAGACAAAUCAGUACCAUUAAGUUAUGAAGCUCUUCAUUCACACCAGAACCAUGAUUGCUGAUCUUCUUGUACCAAAACCUUUGACAUGUUCCAGUUGCAUAUGUUAGAGCAGUCUGCCUCUGAGAAAGGCAUCCAGGCUGGACAGUGAUAUCUCCAAGUCUUGAUUUUGUUUACAUUCCUAUUCCAUAUCAGUAUGAUGACUUCAGAGUGACUCCCUGUGUCAGGCCGCUGAAAGCCAGAGAGUAUCUGCAGUGCUCAGAAAUGUUCAUUUCCUCAUCUUUCCUGGGAGCUGAAAUUAAGCUUUAAAUCUGAGAGUAACUGUGCUGAUAUCCCUGUGUGUUUGGGGAAUUAGACCUGGUGAUAACAGGAACUUAAUCCUCUCCCCUCAAGUACGGAAAGGAAGGCAGGAGGCAAAUCUGGAAGUGAAUGGAUUUUCCAGGAGAACCAGAGGCAACACUGUUUCUCAAAAUGUCUUCCCAGUGAUGAGAUCCCUCCUGAGAAGCUAACAGUUUUCUUCCUGUGUAUUCUGGUAGGGUUUGGGUGAUGAAAAGAGGUUUUGCUCAUUCUUGAACAUUCCUGCAGUCUCUGCAGGCAUGCCCUGUGGCAUGUGAUAUCUGGAGGCAAUUCCCCAGAGUCUUUAUCUGAAAGUUGCACUAUCUGUUGUGGAAAUUCUCCCACACGAAGCACAAAUACAUAAACAUCAGUGAGUAGUCUAGAGCAUACAAUAGGAUGCUCAGAGCUUUAGUGAGUAACUCACUAGUAAGAUUUAUCACAACAGGGAAAAUUACAGGAAAGAGAAAUUGCUGAUUUUCCAAACAGUUCAAUCUAAAAAAUCGCUAUAGAGUGGGAUUUUUACCUAAUGUUAUUGCUCCUUAAGCUUGAAGUUCAUUAAAAGAAAAAAUUUAAAUGAAUAAUGUUAAAAGCUAGGCUGGACAGGGUCACAUUCAUAUUCAGAGGUCUGAGGUGAGUUUUUGGUCCUGCUGGCUUGUCCAGCUUGCCAGCCAUAACAGUACCUCGUGGCUUGGGAAAGAGUUGCCUCUUCCAGAGUAUGUGAAUAAACUUGGCAGAAAUAAGAUUUGCUUUUUAAGGUGCCAUUUUGAAUUUUUGUCAAAAUAACUCUUUGAAAAAUUAGCCGGUAUGCAGAACAGUUUAAGAUGUCUUUUGCACCAUUUGUAUUUGCAAUUGGAUUCUCUCACCCUGUCUGAGAGUCAGCAUUGGGCCUUCCUUUCUCCUUCCCACACAAUGAGUUCUGCCCAGUUGUCUUUUCACAGGUUUACCAUAAGCUUGAUAGAACUGCAAGUGGUAAUUCAGUUAUACUGAUAUAUUUUGAUGUGGAAGAACUCAGUCAUAUCUGGCUUUUUGCAAACACUGGCUGAUGCUGCCUUCUAUUUUUCCAAGCCACCCAUGUCUCUUUGCCCUUGUAGGUAUCCCACAAGCUUCCUCAGACAAAAGAAAUUAAGAAAUCACUCAGAAAGUAUAGGUUCUACUUAGUGUAGGUGGGAUUUCCGUUUGGUUUGCAUCUUCUCUUUUGAGCUUGUCUGAGGAGGUGCCCUUGGGAACAAAAAGCAACUCAAAAACAUGAUAGUUAUCAUUUCCAGCUUGUUGUCAGAAAUUCCCCGGAGCUGUGUGUUGGUAGGAUUUGUGAGAGUGUAAUGUUGUACUCCAAAUGAAUACAUUUUAUCUGCAAAAACUUGGCUGCAUCUGGCAGUGUGAUGGGAUUUCCUCGCUCCCAUCCCUGCUGGGUGCAACUAUGUCAAUACCUUGUCUUAAGCCAUAUCUAAGAAACAUUCCUCAGAAACAUGUUCCUUUCCCUGCUCUGUUCUUGGUGCACAGCGAUUUGGGUGUUUAGAAUCUGAAAUAACUCCUGGUUCCUCAGAAACUCAUCAUAGGAUAUCAGUGUGAGAAUCCAAGGAGCAGUACUGGAUGCCAGGCAUGGGACUCGUUUGGCUUGAUGAAGUUCUGUCCUGCCACAGCCACCAUGUGGGACUGAUCUGUGUGGUUCGAACUGGAAUAGCCUGGAUGAGCAAGAAGCAGCAGUAGUCCAGGGAGAGCAGUUCUACAGUGCUGCAGCAACUUCACGCAAUCCUUGUGUUCAGUAAAAAUGGAUAUUCCUUAUCAUGUGCAAGUCCUCAUCUCUCAUUCCUGUUGUGGUUGUGAGACACCUUAGAAGAACAGCGUUUUGACUUAGUUAUCUUUCUAGUAGCAGAGAGGCAUUUUUCCUGUCUGUGCCAUUAGUGGUUGUUGCUGACUAACUGUAUAUCUAAGUUGAAACCCUUUGUUUCAUGCAAAACUCUUGAGAUGGAGGCCACAGGCUGGUUUUGAAGACAAUGACUACAAUGGACACCUUAUCAGAAAGUGGAGUUCUCUCAAGUCAGUUGUUACUUGCAGCUCUGCACACCUGUUGAAGUAGUAUGUAAUCCCUGUUUGUGAACCUGCUGGCAGCAGCAAGAGUGCCAGAGUUAUGGGAUGGGCUUGGGCUGGGAGCUGCGGGCUAGGCAUUGGUCUCACAGUUCUGUGAGAGCAUGUGUGCUUUCCUGAAAAGCUGCUUUUUGCUUUGUCAUAUUCCUUGAAGGCAGAAAAUAUUAGAAACUCCUGACAUCAGAAACCUGACUUCACUGUAAAUGGCAACCAAACUGUUUGCAGGCCAUGGGAACUGUAUCCAGCUGUAGCCAGGCUGGACAGACUUCACUGUGCCUGAGCUGUCUUUCCUGCAGCUCCUGCACUUUGGCACACUCCUUUUUCUGAUACAGCAUGUUAAUCAACCUCCUGUUAAUAGAGACAAAUCAGCCAAGGGAAGGGAAAGAUUCUCAUUUCUUCUCUGUUGACAUAUCUGAAGUCAAAAUGGAGUGGGGGCCAGUACUGUUCUUUGAACAGUUAAACCAUGCCAAUAGACAUCUGUGGUGAGCCACAGAGGGGUGACAUGUGCAGAUCCAUGAACUGCUCUUUGUGUGUGUGUAUUGAAAUUGUGUACCUUUGUCCUUGGAAAUUCAUCCUCAUUUUUGGUGGAGCAUAAUCUUCUCUGCCCAUGGGGACACUGAUGCCACAGUCAGGGGCUGACCCACAGCCGUGGCACUGCAAGAGCUCGGCUCCUGCCAGUGACACUGAGUCCAGCUGUUGGGUACAGCCGAGGCGUGGGCACCUGGCUGUUCUGCAGCUCUGUCAUGGAUUCCAGACUAUUCAUAGUCUAAAUGAAUGUGUGUGUACUAUUCGGGGUGAUAUUUUCUUCAGAUGAGUGCUGAUGUGCUGCUGAGUUGGUUUUCUGCCCUAUCUUGGAAUCACUGCCCUACAUCAAUGGUAUUUUUGUCACUGUGCAGAAUCUUGGGUAUUAAAGGUAUUUGACUCUGGA